CUCUCUGGGAGUGUGUGGGCGGUGUUACAGACAGUUUGGUUCUCAGUAGAUCACGGCCUGGGCGUCGGCACUUCACUCCCAGCUGCUGCGUAGGAAACAAAACACAAAAAAACACCUCUUCACCCAGAGAACUCGGAGGUGUCUCUUACAUAAACUUUAUAUAAAACAUAAAAAAAAAUGCAUUCAGUCACGCUGGACAGCAGUGGUUCGCCAAGGAAGCGGACGUUUUCUCGGGGACUGAGCGAGGAUGAGUCUCUCCGCAGCAUAAUAAAGGAGACCGAGAGUUCAUCACGGCGUCUGACACGGAGUGACAGCCGAGCAGGCACCCUGAAGAGGAGGAGUGACAGUCAGCAGUCCGACCAAGAUCUCUACAUGGGACUCCCAGAAAUGCUGGAGCUGCAAACCAGCUAUGACGAGGUGGUGCAGGAGCUGCGUGGGCUGGAGGUCGAGAGAGACACUCUGUUUUUCCAGGUGGACGUCCUGCAGGACACGCUGGAGGGUGUAGAAGAGCUGCUGGCCGAGGCCCAGAGGGAAGCUGGACAGGCCAGUUUGGAGUUGGAACGAGAAAGGGAGGCCAAGCAGAAACUGCAGCACAUGGUCUGCUCGCUGAUGCAAGAAGUGGAGAGAUUAAAAGAGGAGAGGAAUAACCAACCCUCUGCUCCAGUGAACACUCAUGGAAGUGUGGACGAGGUAACAAGACAGGGACACCAAAUGAAAAAUGAUGCGAAAGACUCCUCGCUGCAUGAGCCUCACAGCAGUGAAAGAGUGCCAGAGGAAGUGGGACAAAGCGAAGAGGCGGAGGAUGAAGGAAGCGUCCUGACCAAGCUGCGGAGAAUGGUCAGUAAGCCCCUGGCCCACGUACCCACUCUUGCAGUGAACAACCCAUUCUCUGAAGACGGAGUCAUUCAGAGGCCUUUCGAAAACGGCGUAGAGGACGGACGAGACGACACGGACAGCAUAAGUGCCUACGAGGACGCGUGUGCCGAUACUCCGGAGCAGGACAGGAUGUUUCCAGGUGAAGCAGACACUUCGGAGCUGCCUGACGAUUCAGAGACAAGUUCUACUAACAACGACGGGGAGACCCAGGACCCCAAAAACCCCGAAGCUUGUGUUGUGUCUUAAUCUGUUUCAGCUACUACUGGGCAAAAGGUCAAAGAUUAUUGAUUAAUCGUCAUUUGGUCUAAUUGAACAGCUCUUUGUUUGCAGUUUACCCACAUCUGAUAUUUAGGCCAACAGUAACAUCUAGAGUUGUAAUUAAGAAGUAAAAAACUAAUCUGCAACUGUUUUGACAAUCGAUAAGUCGUUUCAGUAAUUUUUCAGUCGUUGCUGAUUUUAAGGCUUCUCUUGCUGCUUUUCUUUGUCGUAAAUAGUCAAAGAAAUGUUUUUGGGAUUUGGACAGCUGGUGGGAAGUUGAACACUUAAAUGUUGGCUCUGGGAAAUUGUGAUAAUCAUUUUUCACUAUUUUUUGUCAUUUUAUAGCUAAAUUAAUAAUGGAUUAAUCUGCAGCUCGAUUUGAUAAUAAAAAUAAUGGUUAGUUGCAGCUCUAGUUGUAAUACACUGUAGUACACUUAAUUGUACGUUUCAGUUUUACAUUCAAAACAAGGUAACUCAGGAUCCAGGUGGUUUACCAGCUGGAAUUCCACUUACGACUACUACUUAAUAUUAUUUGCCAAUAAUUUCUUUUUAAUAUCUGUCUCAACUUCUUUUUUGUGAUUUGUGGAUAGACAUGGAAACUAGUCCAUGCUGCUUUGAACGUUUACCUCUUAUAUAAGGUUUCUUAUAAGGUUUGUUUUUAUAUUAACAGCUGCCAGGACACACAUCAGGAUUUACCUGUAGACAAAACACAGUGAGCUCUGUGAGUAUCUGGACAGGGACUGUUGAUGUUUUGGAUCAUAUUAGAAGUCAGGUUUUAAGAAGAGCUGUCUGAAUUUUUUAGACACUUGAAGCUGUUAAAUGAAUUUAAGAUAUCUGGUGUGGCUGCAGAGAACACUUUAGAGGAGGUUUAGGACAUGUUUGGCCCUGAGAGGCAAGUCAGCAUCUAUUUUCAAAGCCUGAUCUUAAAGGUCUUCUCUUCUGUAUUUAUGACUUUGGAACUGGUGGGAAAAAAACUAUACUACUACUAUAAUACUUUUACGUUUUCUUGUUGCUCAUUUCAGCCACAGGAGACUGAGGUUCACUAGCCAGUAGUAUAUAAGUAUUUAUGUUUGAAUUUGGUAUGCAUGGAUAAAUUAAUACUCA
Centropristis striata (black sea bass) is the source of this 2238-nucleotide messenger RNA. RefSeq names its product leucine-rich repeat flightless-interacting protein 1. NCBI's taxonomy places the organism in Eukaryota, Metazoa, Chordata, Actinopteri, Perciformes, Serranidae. The coding region runs from base 178 to 1122 and encodes 314 amino acids. The record is from RefSeq and is a predicted model, not a curated record. The transcript is spliced from 6 exons.